GGGAAACAAUAAUUUCGUAAGUUUUAUUUAACCUAUAUCUAAACAACACAAUAUCUUAUGUAAUUCACGUUUUUUCUUUACUAUUGGUAUUCGUUUCCUUUCACUCUUAUUCAAUGGGAAACUCAAAGCCAGAGUUUAACCUUUGCAUGGUCAAUAAAAGGGUCUGUCUUAAAAUGCACUUCUCCCCAAAAAGUCUUUCUUAAAUAAAGUCAUUUGCUGAAUGACAUGACAUGAGGAUGUAACGCAGGUAAAAUCACUGUAGAAAUGUGUAGAUAAUAAAAAUUUCAGGGAAAAAAAUUCUUUGAUGGUUCUUUUCUUAUUCAAAUUUUAAAUAUAUUACUUCAUUGAUUCAUUUAUUACUCGUAGAUACUGUAUUAAAACACAAAAAUUUAUUCAUCUUGAUAUACGUUUGCUUUUCAGAUUUUUAUUACCAUUUUCCGUGGUUUCAUGGCUGUUUGGGGAAUAGAAAGUUGGAAUCAUUGCACAAGUAAUCCUAACUGUCGCUGUGUCCCAAAGAGUAACCAGAGGUAUCUAGCAGACUGUUCAAAUCUCACAAUCACUAAGGUACCCGAAACUCGACCAGAUGUCGACACUCUAAAUUUAGGACAUAAUAGAAUAAGUCACAUCUUGUACCCGUUCAGUACAAGCCUCAUACAUUUAGAUAUGUCUUAUAACCAACUUCAAAAUUUUACAAACGAUGUGUUCGCAAACUUAACACGCUUGAGAACUUUAAAUCUAGAGGGAAAUCAACUCCAAAUGGACAAAAGCAUAUUCAGACCGCAAAUCUUCCGAGACUUGAAAGAUUUACGUGCACUAAACAUCAAGAAGACUACAAUCAAGGUUCGGAACAACACAUUUCCAGAUAAAAUGUGGAAACAUCUCUUCUCAUUAAAGACUCUCCGAAUUGACGUCUAUUCUUCGACACAAUUUGGUCGACAGUUUCGCUCAUUGACCUCACUGAAUGUCCUAGAUGUAUCAAGCUUUUCAGGGUCUUGCUCGAUAAAACAAAUUGGAGAAAGGUUCUUUGAAAACCUGCCUCACUUGGAGGUUCUGGAUCUGUCCUCUUGUCAGAUAAAAAGCAUUGCAGCAGGUGCCCUAAAGAAUCAACGAAAUAUAACGGUCCUUGAUAUUUCAUACAAUGAAAAACUUACAUUUGCAAGUUUUGCAAAUAUAACAAGCGAUUUACAGUCUUCCAAAAUAAAGGUUUUGAAAGCUAACAAAAUCCACUGCACAUAUGGUUUAGGUACUGUGAUACAAAUUCGUGACGUCAUGCACUUUCGGAACACUUCUCUCGAAGAAAUUUACCUAGAGAACAACAGACUAGCUCUUUUCGAAAGAUAUGCUCUCCUCUAUUUUCCCCACACUCUCAGAAUAGUGUCGCUUGUCCAAAAUAAAAUGGCACCUGGUACUUACUUAAUGGAUCUUAUAUUCUUAACAGGGAUGAAAACACUUGACUUGUCCCUCCAGUUGGCGUCCAAGCCCAUUAGCAAACUAGUAGAAGCUUUCAUUUGUCAGAAUCCUAUACGACCUUCCGAUAACACAGUGGAGAGACAUUUCAACAAAUUCAACACAGAAAAUUUUCAAAUUGGAUAUAAUACCACCAUAACUCUGCCGAAAAAUUUAAGAACUCUCAUACUGAGAACAUGUGGCAUACAUUUGGAACUGUUUAGGAUUCUUGUAAACCCAUCCAAUCAGUUGUCCCAUAUAGACCUUUCCCAGAAUGUUAUCUCUCGCUUCACGGGACCCAUUAUAGGAUUUAAUAAACUGAAAUAUUUGGACUUGUCAAAUUGUUUUUGUUCCUCACUUUCAACCGCUUUAUUUGAUUUUACGUCAGCAUUGCAAGUCUUAAAGCUUAACAACAACCUCUUAGGUUUCAGUCUGAAAGACGAUUUGGACGGGGGAACAUUUAAGAAUCUGGUCAAUCUUCAAGAGCUAGACUUAUCGGACAACAGAAUACAAGUGCUUCCUGAAAUGUUAUUCAAAAAUCUAGGAAAGCUUCAAAAGCUAAAUAUAAGCUCUAAUUUCUUGACAGAAUGGAAUGUGAAGAUUGAUAACAUGUGGAACCUGCUCAUGAUUGAUAUCUCAGACAAUACGAUAAGGCAACUCAGUCAGGACGCCACAGUCUCGCUUUCAGAAAUAUUAAAAAAGAAUAGACAUUUUAAAAUUUCACUGGCAGACAAUCCUUUUACUUGUUCAUGCCAUUCUCGACAUUUUUUACAGUGGUCUUCCAAAUAUCGCAAGCAUAUCUCGGACUUUCAUCAGAUGAAAUGUAAGUUAGACAAUGGAACAAGCUUUGGUUUCCAAGACAUAGAAACAGUUUUACGAUUGCUUGAAACUCGGUGUAAAAAUUAUCAAAUGUUAACAUUCGUCAUUACUUCUGUCAUAGUGUGCUUCGUGACAAUCAUCGUUACUGGGUUAUUUUACCGCUACCGAUGGAAACUGCGGUACUUGUUUUAUAUGACCAAAAACAAAUACCGACUAGCCAACCCUAUAUAUCAAGAUACGUUUACGUUUGAUGCCUUUAUAUCAUACGCCGAUGAAGACAGUGAUUUCGCAGUGCACGAGUCGAUUUCCCAGCUAGAGGAAUCAAGAGGACUGCGCCUGUGCCUCAGCAAGAGGGACUUCCGGCCCGGUACAGAGAUCGCAGGAAACAUUACAGAAGCUAUCACCAAGAGUCGUAAAACAAUCAUAAUUCUGUCUAAUCACUUCCUGAACUCUUACUGGUGUAUGUAUGAAUUCAAUAUGGCAAGGAUGGAGAGUAUUUAUACCCGGAAUGGAAAGGACGUACUGUUCAUGGUUAUGUAUCGACAUGUGACUGCUAAGAUGUUGCCUUUAUCAAUGCUGGCCUUGGUAGAAAGUCGGUCCUAUAUUGAGUACCCCGACGAUCCUCAGGGGGACGUCGUAUUCUGGGACAAAGUAGCUGAAACAUGCAAAAAGCCUUCAGAUUAAAGUCAACGACACCUGCAAAAAGCUUUCAGAUUAAUUAAGCCGACACCUACGAAAAGCUUUAACAUUAAAUUAGCGACCACCUGCAAAACCCUUCAAGAUUUACCAACUCCUGCGAUUGGUCCUUAAGGCAAAAAACACUGUCAAAAGCCCUUCUAAGAUAAGAAAAAAUAUAUGAAAUUUAAAAAAGUGAAGAAAAAACUGUGGUCUCCAAGAAACUAACAAGCAAUACAGAUCUGAGAUUAAAUCUUUAACUAUGAAGAUUGCUCCAACUCAAAAGUUCAUAGAAACAAUACAUAUUUGGAGCUAAACAAAACACGCAAAGACUCCCUAAAAACAGGGGGGGAUCAGCGCUGGAAAUAAUAAAGGUAUUUAAGAUUUGUGCUAAACUGCACACCUUUAAAAUUGUAAGUUGAAAUCGGAGUUGCAGCAAUUCUAUGCAGAUGACGUUAUGAAACUAUCGAAAAACGAAAAAGAAAGUUGAGUCCACGUUGAUUUAUCUCUCACUAGGAUGAAGGAACAGGGUGCAAAAUGGCUUGUGAAACUUUAUGAUCACAUGAAAUCAAACCCAGGCGUAAUAUAAAAAAAAUAAGACAUCGAGAGUGGUAAUCUUGACGGUUAAUCUUUGGACUAGGUAUUUUGUUCUAUGUCUAUUAGAUCAAAACUGAAAUGUACAGCUGUGUCAUCAACACUGCACAUUUGUAUCUACCUCCACUGAAAUAUUGCCGACUCGGCGUUAAACAAUAUACAAUCAAUCAAUCUUACCAGUAGAUAAAAUCUCAAAUUCAAAAGGAGUUCAAGA
Molecule: messenger RNA, 3748 nt
Organism: Saccostrea cuccullata (small rock oyster)
Lineage: Eukaryota; Metazoa; Mollusca; Bivalvia; Ostreida; Ostreidae
Product: toll-like receptor 4
Exons: 1
Coding region: 448-2949 (833 amino acids)
Biological process (GO): toll-like receptor signaling pathway; immune response; inflammatory response
Cellular component (GO): plasma membrane
Molecular function (GO): protein binding; transmembrane signaling receptor activity
Source: RefSeq, a predicted model, not a curated record